AUGGCCAAUGUUCAAGGUCUUACGUUUGUUGCGGCUCGUGCAGCUGUCCUCCUCCUCCUAAUAUCCAUAUUGCUGGCUACCCAUGGAGCCAAUGCGCUUUCCCUUUCAAAGAGGGAUGCGGUAAUUGCCACAGUGAACAUCCCACUCACUGUUAACAAAGACAAACGAUAUGUGGUUGGCGUAAACAUGUCGUCCUCGUCUUUGCAACAGUCUUUCAGGUUUGCUAUGGGAUUGAAUACUGGAUUGAGUGCAGUCGCCGGUAUUGGAUGCGAUAGCUGCAACAACGUACCCGCCUAUAAUGCUUCUGCCUCGACCAGCCAGAAGCCAUUUCCGGGUUCUGCCAACGUCAGUCUUGGUAGUGCUUCGGUAGGCGGACCUUUCAUAAAGGAAGAUUGCUUCCUCCACGAAGCAAAUGGCACAGGAUGGUCAUAUCCCAAUCAGACAAUUAUCGUGGCGAAUCAAUCCUCGUCUUUCUUUACGGACGUGACUUCAGGGCUGAUCGGCUUAGGAACGAAUGCCAAUGGGCAAUCUGGGAAUUUCUCUGACACUGUAUUCGGCGGAUGGCUUUCCCGUAAUCCUUCACAGAAUAAUUUCACUUUCGGAAUGGACCUUCGUUCGCCGAAGUUCACGUCAGACAACGACCAAGGCAAUGGCGGCGUGUUGCAUUGGCUCCAACCGGAUUCAAAGGCGUAUCAGGGCAACAUUGCUUGGAGCACUGCGGGUGUCUCGUCCGGUCCAGCAAAUGUCCCCGCUAAUCAGAAUACGGGUGGGACGUCGUCUAACGCCGCAUUUCAACUUCCCGAAAGCGACUGGUCGAUUCAACUUGACGGUUGGGCGGCGUCGGUUGCUGGAUCUUCCAUAGCGAACGCGUCGAAGACGACGGCUUUGAUCGAGCCUUUCUUCGCUGAUAUCUUCUUCCCCGCUUCCCAGGCAAAUCUUCUAUAUGCUGCCGUCCCUUCUGCGGUGCAGACGAGCUCUCUCGUUGACGGGGCCCAGGCAUGGUCGUUACCUUGCAACACAAAACUAUCUGUUGCAUUCACGUUCUCUGGACAAUCUUUCCCACUCGACGAAUCGCAGCUAAUUGAACAGCAAAGUGAUGGAAGUUGCAUCGGCACUAUCAAAGCUUGGCCUGAUUCAUCUGUUACUAACUUUAUGCUAGGCAGUAAUUUCAUCUCAUCACUUUACUUGAUCUUCGUAGUUGGUCGUCCUGGAUCUGGCGUUCCAAACUCCGUUGGCAUAGUCCCGCGGGCUGCUCAAUCAUCUAAGACGGAUGUUGGUGCAAUUGUGGGUGGUACAAUUGGUGGCGUUGUUGGAGUUGCGAUUCUUGUUGGGGGAGCAUACAUGCUGGGACGACGGCGCCGCGCAAAAACUUCUAAGAAGGACGGCGAUGCCUCACCUUCGAAGAUAGGAGAGAAGACCGGAUUCGUGGCUAAUCACAAUAAGGAUGAAGGAUCUGACGAGGGUGGAGCACAAUACGCAACUCAUGCUUUGCCACACUAUGGACCACAGAAGUAUUCGCCGUCAACUCCGUCGACUGCAUAUACUGCUCGACCACUCCUUCCAGAAGCACAUGAUUACCGCAACACUGCAUUCGACGUACCCAACUCACCUCACUCUGGCAGUAACUUCUUAGCAAUGUCAUCUGGAGGAUCGAGUUCUGGUCAUGGACAUACGCUUGAGCCAAGUACAGCGUCUCGAAUUUCGUACAACCCGAAUGCACUCGGCGCGAACGUAACUGCAAAUCGUGCUAGUUCGUCAUAUGGAACCGGAGCUGCCAGUAUGGAUCCCAGCGGCCGCACACACAUGAUCGAGCCAUUCACACUGCCUGCAGGUGCUUCCCCUCCCUCGACUCGUGACCACAAGUCCAUACCUCAACGUACCUCGGUUUCUCCAUCUACCGCCAACCAAAUUCACAUGCCUCAACCUCAACCUGCCCCUGUACCAGGAAGUCCACAAGAUCUCGACCCGUUUUCACCUUCCACAGCCUCAGGCGGCGAAGGAGCUGUAAAUGCACCGUUCAUCCUCCCGCCGCCACCUUCGUCACCACGUUCACGGGUUACUAACAAGCAAUCUCUUGUGUCAUCUCGUGCAGAACAACAACAACAACAUGCACAAGUACCGAGGUCAUCCGAGACACCUGCGCCGCCGUACAGCUUUGAAGCUCCAACCCCGGCUCAACCGGUAUCCCCGACACUCGUCGAGUAUUCUGAAUCCAAUGCCGGUGGCAGUUCUUCUGGCCCAGGAACUUCCACCGGACAGCAACGAGAUAAGACUUAA
Molecule: messenger RNA, 2277 nt
Organism: Fomitiporia mediterranea MF3/22
Lineage: Eukaryota; Fungi; Basidiomycota; Agaricomycetes; Hymenochaetales; Hymenochaetaceae
Product: acid protease
Exons: 6
Coding region: 1-2277 (758 amino acids)
Source: RefSeq, a predicted model, not a curated record